This is a messenger RNA of Lodderomyces elongisporus, 1410 nucleotides long. RefSeq names its product Tos1p (gene TOS1). Bases 1 to 1410 code for a protein of 469 amino acids. NCBI's taxonomy places the organism in Eukaryota, Fungi, Ascomycota, Pichiomycetes, Serinales, Debaryomycetaceae. Gene Ontology annotation, cellular component: fungal-type cell wall. The transcript has a single exon. The record is from RefSeq and is a predicted model, not a curated record.
AUGAGGUUUUCCACAGCAACACUCCUCACUGUCCUUAGCUCGCUCAUAUCAGUCGAAGCAACCUGCUCCUACACCGGAGGCAACUACUAUUGUUCAGAAACAUCAAAGGUUGUCUACAAAGGUAUCGGAUUCUCGGGAUCUUACCAAGAUGUCAUCUCAAUGGACGAAUCCAGUGGAUCUUGUAGUCAACAAGAAUACACCUUCAGUGGGAACUUGUCUCCAUUGGAUGAGGAAUUAUCCGUUCACUUUAGAGGACCUUUGAAAUUGCUCCAAUUUGGUGUUUACUACCCAAGCUCAAACUCAUCUUCAUCGUCAAAUGCUAAAAGAGAUGACACUGCUGAAGUUGAAGCACAAGAAGCUGAAGCUGAAGCUGAAGGAUGCACCACCGUCAAGCACCACAAACACAAAAGAGCCACUGCCAUUGUAGAAGUUACUCAAACUGUAUAUGUCGACGGCCAGGGUAACUUGGUCACUUCUCAAUCCACAACCACCAACACACAACUGGAAACUGAUUCAGCACAAACUGAUCUUCAAGCUGCAAUCGCUACUCAAAUUGGUGAAGGAAAAGCAUACAGAUCCAUCUCCACCAAAUCAGCUCCAACUACAACCACUGCAAGCACUGCAAGCACUGACAGCAGCGGUUCCACCGAGUCAUCAGAACCAUCAUCAGAUGUUAGCGGUGCAUGGACAAGAGACUCUUACUAUACCCCAGGAUCAACCGAUAACUGUGUGUUCCUCAACUACUAUGGUGGUUCAGGCUCUGGUGUUUGGUCCUCUGCAUUUGGAAACUCAUUGUCCUAUGCCAACUCUGACGCUUCUGGUGGAUCUUCAUCCGCAGUUGCUUUGGAAGAAGUGACCAUUGGCUCAAACACAGAGUAUGUCAUCAUGUCAGGAAAUGAAUGCUCAGGCUCUUCAUGUGGCUUUUACCGUUCUGGAUCAGUUGCCUACCACGGAUUUGGCGGUGCGCAAAAGAUUUUUGCUUUUGAGUUUGAAAUGCCACUGGACUCUUCAGCCUCCGGUUACAACGCAGACAUGCCUGCUAUUUGGCUUUUGAAUGCGAAAAUUCCACGUACUUUGCAAUAUGGAGACGAAUCAUGUUCAUGCUGGAAGACUGGAUGUGGUGAAUUGGACCUUUUCGAGAUUUUGAGCUCUGGUUCAGAUAAACUCAUCUCCCACUUGCACGACGGCCAAGGUGCAAGCUCAGAACAAGUCAAUACCGGUGGCGGUGGCUCUCAAGAUUACUUUGCUAGACCAACUAGUGGAUCCAUGAAGGCUGUUGUGAUUUUCACCUCCGACGACAUUCACAUUGUUCAAGUCGAUGACUCUAUUGAUUUUGACACCAGUCUCACUGAAGACCAAGUCAAUGCUUGGAUCGAACAACUGGGUUCAGUCGCCACUAUUGGUUACUAA